GUAGCUUUUAGUUUUUAGGGACACACUAUGGAAUGUGGUAAUUCUUCAAAAUGGUCGCUUUGUAUGGUUUGCCAACUUGCAUGUCUGUGUAUUAGAGUUCUUUGUUUUCAUUAUUUAUUAAUUAUAAUCGAAUAGCAAGGCCAAAACACAUUGUUAUCAUUAUUGUUUUCUACGUACGUGAAUAUCAGUGCUAUAAUCUAUAUUUGUGGUGAUCAAGAAAGAUGUCAUCGGUAAUGUGAGAGCAUUCGACUAGCAUUUUUAUUUCACGGGAUUAUGACGUUUAAGAAUCUCAUUUGGAUUUGCAAGGAUUAAAAAAAAAUCAGUAUGUUCAGUUGAUAAAAUGUCAAUUAAAGUGGAACAUUAGCUGGGUACCGAAAAUAUUUGAAGGACUAGUACUAAAACAGUGUGAUACGAGAUUAGAGAUGCGAACUGUGAGUUUGUGUGGGAACGUGAUGGCCAUGUGAUGGGAGGCGUGGGGUGAGAGGUGAGGCGCACGGGCGCGGGCGUCAUGAACCCGCCGGCGCCCGGCAAGACGGCCGCGCGCUCAUCAGGGUACAACCAGAAAGCGCUCGCCGAAAUCCGAAACUCAUUACUCCCGUUUGCUAACAUCGGGAGCUCAGAGCCUCCGGGCUCUUCCGCUGCCAGUACUGUCAGUUCGGGAGUCAGUUCUGGCUUCAGUUCCACCUCAGGGAAUGGGCUGGAUAAGGACUUGAGCGUACUACCUCAGUCAUUAAAUCAGCUUAUAGCUCUGGGUUACGAUGAAGAUCCAGCAGUCAAGGCGCUCAAAUAUGCCGGCGGUCGUUUCGACGCGGCACUCGAUUAUCUUUCGAAGAAGCAGGAGCCGCUCAACGGCGUCCUCAAGUCGAGUAACCUGAGCGCGCUCAGCACCAAAUUAAUAAGGAAACCAAGUUUAGAGCGCGAGAUUAACCUCCACCGAGGCAGUCCGGCGCUCGACUCCGGAGCGGGGAGCUCACGGUCGGACAGUCCGAGGCAGUCGGACGCACCGCCUUUGCCCCAUGAGAAGCUCAGUCGGCAGUACUCGCCGUCAGGGUUCUCGGAGCCUCCGCCGCCGCCGCCGCCGCGAUGUCCCUCGACGCCGCCCGUGCCGCCUUCGGUGCAGCAAUACAUGAAGAGGAUAUCGCCAGCCCCGCCUCUACCGCCGGCAAGGGGCACGAGUCCUGUGGCUGCCGGGGCUCCGACGCCGCCCGCGCGGACCCCCAUGAUCGUCCAGAACGGCCCGCAGGUGCAGCAGCAGCUGACACAGCAGAUCCAGGCGCUGAGCAUCUACCAGACGGGGCCGACGGGCGCGGAGCUUCCACCGCCAUAUCCUCUCUCGAGCGUCCCUCCACCGCCUUCGUACUCCGUGUCCAUGCAGAAUCGACAGAGUCCCACUCAGUCCCAGGACUACAGGAAGAGUCCGUCCUCGGGGAUAUACUCGGUGGGGACGUCAGCGGGUUCUCCGAGCCCCAUAACGGUGACUCAGUCGUCUGGAUCUUCGGCGGGUAUGACGCGUCCGACUCCCAUCCAGGCGUGGACGGCUCGGCAGGCCGUCCAGCCGCCUAUCAUAAUGCAGUCGGUGAAGAGCACGCAGGUUCAGAAGCCAGUACUGCAGACGGCCAUCGCUCCGGUGGCUCCUCCGCCGGUGGCUCCGGGUCAACCUCCGCCGCCGUCUUACGCGAGCUCGAUACAACAGAAGCAGUCCCAAUCGAAGCCCGGGUACCCUCUCGCGCCGAAGCCGUCGCCCCCGGGGUCCACGCCGCCGGCGACGACCCCCGUCCCUACCACGGAGCCCCCCAGCUACGCCAUCACGAUGCAGGCGCUGGCCGUUCAAAGAGGGAUGCACCCUAUUCCUCCGCCGCCCUACGGCAACCAGGCCGAGACGACCACGACCGUCAACUCUCACCAUUCUCCAUUACAUAAAAAGUUCUCUAAUAACUGUGAUGUUAAGGGUGAAUCUUCGCAUAUGGAACUGAAGUGUUCGAAUCAAAACUGUAGUAUGAUGAAAGAUAGUGUUCCGUCCGGUUCCGAUAAGAGUUCGAAUGGCUCGACGGAGAGGCGGUCGAAGGGCGCCCCCGACAAGAUCAGGCAUCAGUCGCCGAUCCCCGAGAGGAAGAACAUCAGUAAAGAGAAGGAGGACGAGAGGAGGGACUGUAAGGUUAGGAAUUAUUCCCCGCAAGCCUUUAAAUUCUUUAUGGAACAACACGUCGAAAAUAUUCUCAAGGCGUACAAGCAGCGGACGUAUCGGAGGAUGCAGUUGGAGAAAGAAAUGACCAAGAUAGGCCUCAGCUCCGAGGCGCAGGAUCAGAUGAGGAAGAUGCUGUCCCAGAAGGAAUCCAACUACAUCAGGCUGAAGAGGGCGAAGAUGGACAAGUCCAUGUUCGACAAGAUAAAACCGAUAGGCGUCGGGGCGUUCGGGGAGGUGACGCUGGUGAGGAAGAUCGAUACUAGUCAUCUAUAUGCCAUGAAAACGCUCAGGAAAGCUGAUGUGUUGAAGCGAAACCAAGUGGCUCACGUCAAGGCCGAGCGGGACAUCCUUGCGGAGGCCGACAACGAGUGGGUCGUGAAGUUGUACUACAGCUUUCAGGAUAAGGACAAUUUGUAUUUCGUUAUGGACUAUAUACCGGGGGGCGAUCUGAUGUCCUUGUUGAUAAAGUUAGGUAUCUUCGAGGAGAACCUGGCGCGGUUCUAUAUCGCGGAACUGACGUGCGCGGUGGAGAGCGUGCACAAGAUGGGCUUCAUCCACCGGGACAUCAAGCCGGACAACAUCCUCAUCGACCGCGACGGACACAUCAAGUUGACGGACUUCGGUCUCUGCACCGGCUUCAGGUGGACGCACAAUUCAAAGUACUACCAGAGAAACGACCACGGCCGACAGGAUUCAAUGGAUCCCGUGGACGGAGAGUGGGGCGCGAUGGGGGAAUGUCGCUGUCACCAGCUGAAACCUUUAGAGAGGCGGCGGAAACGGGAGCACCAGCGCUGCUUGGCCCACUCCCUCGUCGGGACACCGAACUACAUAGCACCCGAGGUUUUACAGAGGACUGGAUACACGCAGCUCUGCGACUGGUGGUCGGUGGGGGUCAUACUGUUUGAGAUGCUGGUUGGGUCUCCGCCUUUUCUGGCGUCCACGCCCGCCGAAACUCAAUUAAAGGUCAUAAACUGGGAGAGCACGCUGCACAUACCGGACGCGGCGAACUUGUCGCGGGAGAGCAAAGACCUCAUACUACAACUGUGCUCCGGCCAGGAGACCAGGUUGGGCAAGGACGCCAACGAAGUCAAAAACCAUCCCUUCCUCAAGAGCAUCGACUUCGAGAAGGGUCUGCGGCGGCAGACGGCGCCCUACAUACCCAGGAUAGACUACCCCACGGACACCUCCAACUUCGACCCCAUAGACCCCGACAAGCUGAGGAACUCCGGUUCCGACUCCAACAAGUCGGACAGCGAGCUGGACAACGGCAAGACCUUCCACGGCUUCUUCGAGUUCACCUUCAGGAGGUUCUUCGACGACGGUUACACCAACAAGAUCAACCUGGACGACGACCAUCAGGGACCUGUGUAUGUGUGACACACACACGCACAACUCGGGGGCGGGGUCGCAGGUGGGGGCAGCUUCUCCCCUGGCUAUCUCGCAAAACAUGAACUCUCCUAUAUUCUUAUCAAAGUGUAAACGGUGCCUUAUCUGACGUAAUAGCCGUACUCGCCCCCCUCGGCCAGAAGCUCGCUACGGCCAUAGCCAUUACUCUCUCUAAACUCUCUCUUAAACGAGUAGUUGUUGUAAACAUAACGAAUGUAACGUAUAUAUUAAUAUAUAUAUAUUUAUCUGUACAUAUAAAUAUAUAUAUAUUAAGACAGUAUUGUUAAUAAUCCCGGUGAUAAUGUUGUAAUAUUGUAUCGUUAUGUAUUUGUAAGUAUAGAAGUUGUAUUAUAUGUGGGCGGCCCGGCCCGCGCCCGCCCGCGCCGCCCGCCCGCGCCGCCCGUUCGUGUAUACUAUUUUUGUAACUAGAGAAAUUAUUUAUGAGAUAAGAACAAUUAGCUUCGACGGAGGGUCGAUAUAUUUUGAUAUGUAUUUAUGACACGGAGUCACUGGACGUGUAACACGGCGUGCCUCGGCCGGUGCAGAGCGACUCUCACCGGCGCGCGGGGACAUGAGUUCUGGGAUCCCUGCAGGCGGUGGGAGUAUUUUUUUUAUAUAACUCGAUAUAAUUUAGAGAGUGCAAUAAAUAUUUAUUAACAGUACGGCCUCGCGCUCCUCGGACGCACUCGCUCGAGUCGGAUUCGUUGUAGACGUGAUGUCUGCUCGCGUUUCCCGGAGGUAUGUAUUUAUGUUUAAACUAACAUCAAAUUGUACGUAGUCGCAAAUAACUGAUAUUGUGAACAAAUGGCGUGUGAAUAGGGUAAUCGCUGAUCGUCUGCGGUCCCCGGACCUUGUACAGUAUGUUGAAUGAGUCAGACAAUCUUAAGUUAUGUGUUAUACGAUGUAUAUUGUUUUAUUCUAAAAUGAGACAUGCUUUUAAGUAAUGAAAAUAAAAUAUGGGAAUUCUGUU
Molecule: messenger RNA, 4541 nt
Organism: Danaus plexippus (monarch butterfly)
Lineage: Eukaryota; Metazoa; Arthropoda; Insecta; Lepidoptera; Nymphalidae
Gene: wts
Product: serine/threonine-protein kinase Warts
Exons: 5
Coding region: 509-3562 (1017 amino acids)
Biological process (GO): G1/S transition of mitotic cell cycle; positive regulation of apoptotic process; hippo signaling
Molecular function (GO): ATP binding; protein binding; protein serine/threonine kinase activity
Source: RefSeq, a predicted model, not a curated record